CAUUGUAUGCUUUCCAUUGUCAGCAUACAGUAAAAUGUAUUUAUCUCAUGAAAACUGUUGCAACUUGAUAUUUAUAAACAAUUAAAGCCAAUCCAGUUUUGUUACCUUGAGGAUGUUUUGCAAUUGAAGGCACAAAAUUCAUUGGAUUGGAAUGCAACAGCUGUAUAUAGCUUCAUGGAAGGAGUGUUUGGACUGUGAUACAUAACAGGCAGGAAACACGUUUGGACUGUGAUAUAUAUUGGGCAGGAAACACGUUUGGACUGUGAUAUAUAUCGAGCAGAAAACACGUUUGGACUGUGAUAUAUAUUGGGCAGGAAAAACGUUUGGACUGUGAUAUAUAUCGGGCAGGAAAAAUGUUUGGACUGUGAUAUAUAUUGGGCAGGAAAAAUGUUUGGACUGUGAUAUAUAUCGGGCAGGAAAAACGUUUGGACUGUGGUAUAUAUCGGGCAGGAAACACGUUUGGACUGUGAUAUAUAUCGGGCAGGAAAAACGUUUGGACUGUGAUAUAUAUCGGGCAGGAAAAACGUUUGGACUGUGAUAUAUAUUGGGCAGGAAACACGUUUGGACUGUGAUAUAUAUUGGGCAGGAAACACGUUUGGACUGUGAUAUAUAUUGGGCAGGAAACACAUUUGGACUGUGAUAUAUAUUGGGCAGGAAACAUGUUUGUGAUAUAUAUCAGGCAAUAAACACAUUUGAACUGUGGUAUAUAUCGGGCAGGAAACACGUUUGGACUGUGAUAUAUAUUGGGCAGGAAACACGUUUGGACUGUGAUAUAUAUUGGGCAGGAAACUCGUUUGGACUGUGAUAUAUAUCAGGCAGAAAACACGUUUGGACUGUGAUAUAUAUAUAGGGCAGAAAACAUGUUCGGACUGUGAUAUAUAUUGGGCAGGAAACAUGUUUUUGAUAUAUAUCAGGCAAUAAAUACCUUUGGACUGUGGUAUAUAUCAGGCAAUAAACACAUUUGGACUGUAAAUACGAGGUGGAAAAUUUUGACUGUAAACAUUAACAUAUAAAUAAAUUUAUUCCAAAGGACACAUAAACAAAAUAUGCUUUCAAAUUGAAUAAAAACAGUAUUUCUUUUUAACCAAGUUGUUUUCAGGAAAGGCAAGGUUAUCAAACAGAUGCCUAUAAAAUAUACAACAUACAAACUUACAUAAAAAACAUUUUUAAAGGUAACAGUUUGGACUGGAUUGUAAUUCCACCAAAGAAGUUUUAUAACAACUGAGAACUGGUUCUGGACUGGUUAAAAGAGUAGGACCUUCAAUUUUCCAGUUUCAUCACAUGAACAAAAAGGACAAAAACAUUGUGACCAACCCUGACAUGGUGCCUUACUCCCAUAAUCCACCUGGUCAUACCUGUGGCCUUCCUUGCUGCAGUAAGGAUCUUCAAGUUCAUCUUCGUGAACGUAAAACUACGAGAAGUUGUAUCGGAAUUCAGGACCAUGAUAUUCUCGCACAAAAUUUUAUAUUUAAAGGUAAAUUGAAGAAUGGACCAGGGUUGGAAAAUGGCUUCUUUUCAGUCCAAGAAGCAAAAGAAACUCCACAUGCAGAAAUACCAAAAUUUGGAAGUGUAAGAGGUCUUCCAGCUAUUUCUGAAGAGCAGAAAAAUUAUACCUUUCUGAAAGGAAGGGGGAUAACCCUCCCUGAAGCUGAAGAUCCUCAUGCUACUGAAAAACUUUACCUUGAAGAUUUUAACAUAGGAGAAAGUGAUGAUUUGGAGGAUUUUGAAAUCAAAGGUUAUGACAGUGGAAUUGAAACAAUAAGGGAAAAUGAAAUAGACUAUUACAUAACGGUAAAAAGUCCUUUAGAUCCCGAAAAAGGAGUGCCUUAUGACCCUAAAGAUAUUGCAAGCUCACAGAUGUAUCCUUGGGAACUUUUGAAAGACCUUAAAGAUAAUCUAAGUAACAAGACCACAAGUGAAAAAGGUGAUGACAGCUCAAGUUCAAAUUAUUACAGUUCAGGUUCAAAUUAUUACGAAGUCAUUUCCUAUUCUGAUGAAAAGCCCUUAUUGAAAAAGGACAAAAAUGAAACUGCCGUGGUAGGAAAAAAUGAUUCAAAGCAUGAUACAUGUUCACAACAACAACAAAAGGGUUCAAAAACAUUUAUACAAGGAGAACCACUACCUGCAUUACCUCCAAAACCUCCAGUUCAAAAUCAGUUCAACCAUCCACCACUUAAAAAACCAAAUAUGGUCAAACCAGUAGAUUCAUUACAAGUAAUUUCUGACAAUAAUUAUGACAUUCAGAGUGAUAGUGAUUCGUCACAAACCAAGUACAACAUGUACAGUUCAGUAUGCUCAAUAACCGGCAUGGCAAACCAAAUGAGUAGAGAAGCCUAUGAAAGGUUUAUGUCCCUUGACCGUGCUAGUGUCACACAGAAGUCAUACAGAAGAGACAUACGAGAUUUGGACUUUAUGGGUAAUUAUAUGCCAAUAGGAAACAAAAAUUUAGACUUGGCAGUAACAAAGGCGAAACUGAAUCAGUUGUUCAAAGAUAAAAAGGAUACUACAUUAAUGCACAAAGAAGGGAAAAAUAUUAAAACUACAGAAGAAAAUAUUAUAAAAAAUGAUGACAUAUGUAAAGAUGUUAAAAGAAACAGCUUAAAACCAGGGUUUGUUACUGAAGGAAUGGAUCAACUGAAAAAUGAACUGAAAGAAAAAUUAAUGGACAGCGAUCAUUUGAGUCAAAACCCGAGUGAUGAUGAGGAGGAGGAUGAUACUGAUGAUGAAAAUGGCAUUAUUAACCCUGGAUUUAAACACAUCAAUGUUGAUGGAAAAUUUUUAGGCUCAAGGCAUUCACUUGAUCGGGAAAGUAGCUUUGGUGAGGAAAUAUGCGAUAGAUUUCUUCAUUUAUGGGAGUCAGGGGAUGAGGAUUCGGUAAACGAUGAUGAAAUGAAGGUGAUGGAGUUGUUGAAAGAAAGACUCAGAAAUGUAGAUAACACUGAAGGAAGUCCAUCAGGAGAAUCUUUUAAUGACAACCCUGUUACACUAAUACUGUGAAAGCAACUAAUUUUAUGAUGCUAAGCGGUCGCUUUAUUUAAAAUUGGAAAUGGUUCACGAAGUUUCAAAAUUUUCAAAAUUAUGGCCAUCUUGUGAAACAUAUAUGAAUAUUUAUAUAAAAAAAUAACACAUUCUCAGUUAUAAAUUAUAUAGCAAAAAUAAAUCUGUCAUGAAAAGUUGUAAUUUUACAGCACCACAUAAUCAUUCACACAAGUAUAGGAUGUUGUAUUUACUUUGUGCCUUAAUUUUUAAGACUUUUUCAACUCUAUUACUGUAUUAGUUUAAACAUAUUCUUUUGCUUUAUAUAAGAUAAUUUUUAUGUUCUUAAGUCUGCCCCACUAUGAAAUUUCAUAGUUUUGAUCGAAACAGCCAUUCCAUGGGAAUAUGAUUUCCUGGAUUUCAAUUAUUGUAUAUAAGAUAAAUGGGAAUUUUACUACUUUAAUUGAAGGUUGACUCAACCACAAAAUCCACGAAAAUUGGUCCCCAAUGAAUAUUACUAGUAAUUAUUUCACAGUAUGUCAGAUAGUGGAUCUACUACUGUGCCAUUGUGAAAAGCACAUGUUAAAAAAAAUGACAGUAUCAUUACUGAUACAUGGUUGCUUUCAAAUCAAAGCACAUUACAAUGAAAUAAUAUCACUUGCCUGGAAAUAAGUUGCACAAGGAUUACAAACAGUAACGAUUAAGCUUGUGCAUGAAUUAUUUUAGCACUUAGAGGCAAAACAGAACUGUCAGUAAUUAACUUGCAGACAGGACUGAAAGACUUAAUAGGUCUGAUUUACUGUGGUCCUAUAAUAAAGGUCAGUAACUAUACAGGUUAGAACAACAAGCCUUGUUAAGAUAAAGCACAGCCAUUAUUCAUUUUCAGCCAAGUCCUAUUUUAUAUGUAAGUAAUUAUUUCCUCUGAUACAAACUUACUGCAUUUUUGCUGGUCAUAUCCAGUUAGCCAAUGUUGAACAUGGGUUUUGAUUUAAACAGUCACUGUACUGGAUCUGUGUAUAGGCUAAAGCUCGUGCACGAGUUCCUUGACAGUGUACAUCCCACAUCUAGACACCAAUACGCACAGUAAAAGUAUUGCAUUGUACUAAGAGAGGUAACUCUUUCAGCCUGUCUAAAAUAGUCCCGAAGAGUUGCCCAUCCUCAUGGAUACUACAAAGGACCCAGUUUCACAGAUUCUGGCAAGAGAAAACAAAGAACCAUAACUAUGUUCCAGGCUUUUAAAAUAAACAUGAAGAGUUUUCUUUAAGGACAACUCAUCUUAUCAAUCUAAAGAAUCAAAGUUGCAGGUUACUACACAUUGAUACCCGGUGAUACAGCUUUUAUAAGUUAUUGAAAAAAUCAAAACUUUAUAUUUGUGUUUCCCAAUCUGUAAUUUAGUUUUUCUGUCAUGUUUUUAUAUAGCCUUAAUGUUGUUUAAAAUGUUCUUUUAUUUUGUUCUAAAAUAAAAUCGACAGUGAUA
Molecule: messenger RNA, 4453 nt
Organism: Mercenaria mercenaria
Lineage: Eukaryota; Metazoa; Mollusca; Bivalvia; Venerida; Veneridae
Exons: 2
Coding region: 1282-2997 (571 amino acids)
Source: RefSeq, a predicted model, not a curated record